This is a messenger RNA of Schistosoma turkestanicum, 1655 nucleotides long. Lineage: Eukaryota; Metazoa; Platyhelminthes; Trematoda; Strigeidida; Schistosomatidae. The record is from the annotation of a GenBank genome assembly.
CACUACUAAGCAUAUGUAGUUUCUGAAUCAUUUUUGUCUUGGCUUUGUGUUCUUAAUAAUGCAGAAGGAUGAGCCGUUCAGAGUCGCUGUUGUUGGUGGAGGAAUAGGUGGUGCAAGUUCUGCUUAUUUCUUACGAAAAAUUUUCGGUGAUAAAGUUUCUAUUACACUUUUUGAGAAAUCAGGACAAAUCGGUGGUCGUAUUAAAGCUGUACCGUUUUGUGGUGCAAUACGUGAAUCUGGAGCUAGUACUAUUCAUUCCAGUAAUAUGUACAUGAUUAGAUUUGCUCAAGAAUUCAAAAUACCAAUAAAUCCUAUUGAAACUGCGGAUCAUCGUUUACUUCUAUUUCAAGAAGGUUAUAAACCAGUAUUUUCCGAUGUUACUCAAAAGACAUCAUUUUUAACUCCACUUCGUUUAUUUUGGCGUUACGGCCUCAGCUUGUUGCAUGCUAGGUUUUAUCUUAUGGGUAAAAUUCAAGAAUUCAAACAAAUUUAUACUUUACAAAAUCGUGGUGAAUGUUUCACUACACCUGGUCUACUGUUGAAAGCAUUAUCCAAACAAUUUCCUGAAAUGACAAAGUACACUUUCACUGAAUGGAUGCGUAAAGAAAUGGGUCUAAAUGAAAGAUACAUCAAUGAAUUUGCAUUUGGAAUAUUUUCAAAUAAUUAUUGUCAAAAUUCAAUGGAUGCUCAUGGAUUUGUUGGGUUGAUUUCCUCCGCCUGUAUGAUAUCUCAGGUAUACACUGUCGAAAAUGGAGCUGAACAAAUUCCACAAAAGCUAGUUGAAAGUGCAUUGGCCGGCAAUCCUGCUGGUGUUCCAAAAGAGUUUAUACAUGCUACAGUGAAGAAGAUUAUACGAACCGAUAAUGAUAGAUUACGCUUAUCCUAUGAUUUAGCCGACAGUAAUAAAACUGAAGAAGGAUUAUUUGAUUAUGUCAUCUUGUCAUUACCGUUACAUCAAGAGUCGAAUAUUUCUACUUCCGAUGAUAUUAAACUGCCCAAAUUAAAAUAUCAUGAGAUGUGUCGUACAUUUUUAUCCGGUCAAAUCAAUUAUUCCCUAUUUGAUCUACCAUUAAAUUGUUUACAACCUAAUCAAUUAGCAUCUUUUCUCCCAACCUCAAGUUAUUAUUUACAUGAAAAAUAUCCUGUGCGUUCUAUAUCUCAACUACCAGUUAAAUCUAACAAUUCAGAUGCCAAUAAUGAUAGUGUUUGGACUAUAUUUUCUGAAUCGAAAUACUUGCCAGAUCCAAAGACAUCUUUACCGAAAUUAAUGCAGAAUUACAAUCAAAUCGAUGUUGUACGUUGGCUGGCAUAUCCAACCUAUCAUCCUGUUAGUGAUCCAUACACCGAUUUAGGUCAAUUCAAAUUAGCAUCAAGAGUAUUUUAUCCAAAUGCCAUUGAAUCUGCUGCAUCAUGUAUGGAAAUGGCUAUAAUCGGUGGACGUAAUGUAGCUUUGCUGAUUGCAAAUGAAAUGAAACAAUUAACAGAAGAGAAUAAAGAAACACCACAAUCAACCAGCUUGAUAAAUCAUAUCAAAAAAUAAAAUGAAUUGAUAUUUUUUUAAUAUGGAUUUUUGUUUGAAUUAUCUAAUUUGUUUUUUUUUCUCUCUCUCUCCAUUUGUUGUCCUUUUUUAUUUUGUUUUCUUACAUAACUUAGUU